Messenger RNA from Oncorhynchus kisutch (coho salmon), 2317 nucleotides. RefSeq names its product rhophilin associated tail protein 1-like. The transcript has 6 exons. The record is from RefSeq and is a predicted model, not a curated record. The coding region runs from base 528 to 1181 and encodes 217 amino acids. NCBI's taxonomy places the organism in Eukaryota, Metazoa, Chordata, Actinopteri, Salmoniformes, Salmonidae.
GUGUUUGGAAUUAGCUUGCAAGCUAGGCAACGUUAAUUUGGGUGUUGAGGUCAGAACGCUCCGAUCAACCCUACUCGGCCAGAGCGUCCAGUUCCGCUCUGACUUUACGGACGUACAAUCUGACAAAACUCUGACUUUAAGGACGGACAAAUCUGACAAAACUCUGGUUUACGGACGGACAAAUCUGACUUUACGGACGCUCUGAGCGCACUCCAGAUUUACGAACAAGCACAUAUCAAGCGUCUGUAACGACGCGGUGCUGUUUGCCUUUGUUCACAUCGCCUUUCGGUGGCGGAACAAAUAUUUUGCGGGGAAGUCCUGACUUCUUUCUGGUCCAAUCACCGAGGGUUGCUGUUGCUAUGUGACGUUGACUGCAAACGUUAAGUUGCUAUGGAUUGUAAAUGAAGUUGGCCGAUCUCUAAACCAACCACUUUUUAUAUAAUUUUAGCAAAUUAACUCUCUUACUUGUUUAGUUUUUUGUUGUUGUUUUUUUAUCAACAAGAAAGAUAUUCGAUUAGUAUUCAGCAAUGCCUCCUCCAGAUACUAUGUACUGUGAACAGCAAAUCAACAUCCCCCCUGAACUACCAGACAUUCUCAAACAGUUCACCAAAGCUGCAAUCAGAACCCAACCCCAUGACAUACUACAGUGGUCUGCAGCGUACUUCUCUGCCCUGUCCAAAGGAGACACUCUGCCAGCCAAAGAUAGGCUGGAGAUGCCCGUUGCCACACAGAAGACUGAUACCGGAUUGACUCCAGGCCUGCUGAAGGUCCUACACAAACAGCUGGCCCCUAAGGAGACGAUCAGUAAGGAGGAGCUGCAGCAGAAGUGGAAGGGUCUGUGUCUGCCCUCAGAGCAGCUGGACACUCUGCUGGCCCUGGGGAACUUCAACGACAACAUCCACUGGAUGCAGUUCUUUGCCCUGGGCUGCAGCGCUCUGGGAGGGACCAUCAUCAGUGCCCUGAAGUAUGCGUGUGAAAUCCUGACGGAGAAUGAGGAGGGUGGAGCGGCGAGGAUCCCCUUUGAUACAUUCGUAGGGCUGUACACUUACCUGGCCCACCUGGACGGAGAGAUCCCCCAGGACCAGAUAGACAGCUUCCUAAGCAGCCUGCAGGAGUCUGUCACCAAGCAGAAUGGGAUGAUUCAGCUGGCCAACUUCUACAGCCGCAAAAAAUUUAGAUAAUAGGAGAGAUUGAGGGAGAGACGAAAAGGACAGGAAAGAACAGGAAGAAACAGAGAGUAUCAGGAAGGAAUUGGCUUUACUACUUAUUCUACAAAUAAAUAGUAUUCUCUAAAUCCCCAUGGAAUCACGAUCAGUUGAUGUAUUUCCUGUUAAAGCUCAGAUCUGUACAGUAGUGAUACCCAGUUGAUGUAUUUCCUGUUAAAGCUCAGAUCUGUACAGUAGUGAUACCCAGUUGAUGUAUUUCCUGUUAAAGCUCAGAUCUGUACAGUAGUGAUACCCAGUUGAUGUAUUUCCUGUUAAAGCUCAGAUCUGUACAGUAGUGAUACCCAGUUGAUGUAUUUCCUGUUAAAGCUCAGAUCUGUACAGUAGUGAUACCCAGUUGAUGUAUUUCCUGUUAAAGCUCAGAUCUGUACAGUAGUGAUACCCAGUUGAUGUAUUUCCUGUUAAAGCUCAGAUCUGUACAGUAGUGAUACCCAGUUGAUGUAUUUCCUGUUAAAGCUCAGAUCUGUACAGUAGUGAUGCCCAGUUGAUGUAUUUCCUGUUAAAGCUCAGAUCUGUACAGUAGUGAUGCCCAGUUGAUGUAUUUCCUGUUAAAGCUCAGAUCUGUACAGUAGUGAUGCCCAGUUGAUGUAUUUCCUGUUAAAGCUCAGAUCUGUACAGUAGUGAUGCCCAGUUGAUGUAUUUCCUGUUAAAGCUCAGAUCUGUACAGUAGUGAUGCCCAGUUGAUGUAUUUCCUGUUAAAGCUCAGAUCUGUACAGUAGUGAUGCCCAGUUGAUGUAUUUCCUGUUAAAGCUCAGAUCUGUACAGGAGUGAUACCCAGUUGCUUGAAUUAUUUCCCAGGCAGUUGAGUUUGGUUUAUAUCUUAUUGUAAUAUCGGACAGAGAGUUGCUGUGAUAUAACAUGGAAGGUCUACUGUACUGCGUGUGAAUGUAGGUCAGUGUCACUAGAACCAAUGAGAACCACUCCUGCCCUGACAGGUUAGUCGAUAGUUCAUUUGUCAUGCUCAUGCCUUGUCAAUUAAGUGCCUGUUGCAUUCUUUUUCAACUUGGCAUAUUCAUUUAGCCAGUGAGUGAGUGAGUGAGGGAGAUAGGGAGUCUGUCUGUCUCUGUCUGUCUGCUAGUUCUUGUGAAAUGGAG